This is a messenger RNA of Oncorhynchus mykiss (rainbow trout), 2234 nucleotides long. RefSeq lists its product as uncharacterized. The record is from RefSeq and is a predicted model, not a curated record. NCBI's taxonomy places the organism in Eukaryota, Metazoa, Chordata, Actinopteri, Salmoniformes, Salmonidae. Gene Ontology annotation, molecular function: protein binding.
UGGGACAAUUCGGAGUACAACGUAUUUCUCACCCCUGGAUUGAGUGAAAUAAAAGACGUUGAGGCCUUUGAGAGUGAAGGAGCCAGCCAGAGAUUGAAAGUCGACCACUUGCUUUUCACCAUUGAGAGACAUCAGAAAUGUUACUUCUGGUUUUGUGAAGAGUGCAAAGAAUAUUUUAUUGAUGAAUGCCCCACACAUGGCCCUCCAGUUUUUGUGCCUGACACCCCUGUGCCAGUGGGCGUCCCAAACCGUGCCGCCCUUACUACCCCUAAUGGCAUUGAGGUCAUUCAGGAAGGCAGCGAGGUGGACGUCUGCUGCGUAGACAAAGACAUUCCCAGGGGGGCACUAUUCGGUCCUUACCAGGGUGAAGUGAUGUCACAGGACAAGUCCUCUGGUUUCUUCUCCGGGAUGUUGGUGGACAAAAACAACUCAUACAAAUCCAUUGAUGUUAGCGACGACACCAAAGCCAACUGGAUGAGGUAUGUCCGAAAUUCUUCAGAGGACAUUGAGCGAAACCUGACAGCCUUCCAGCAUGGGGAGCACAUCUACUUCCAGGUGUGCCGUGACCUGUCAGUGGGAGAGAGGCUGCGGGUAUGGUACAGUGAUGACUACAUGGACCGAUUACACCGCAUGUCCCAGGACACCAUCGGCAGCAACUUGGCCACAGUUGAAACGGACUCACGAGUGUGGUCAAGCCCCUGGAAUGUUACAGCCCGGGACCGGGAGGCCACCCAGACCCUCAUCGAGCACUACGGGUCCCCAGAAAUCCAGAGCCUACUGAACGACCGGACAACCAGAACCAAGCAGAUCUUUGAGAUCAUUGCCAGUCGGAUGGAGGCACAGGGCUUCCUGAUCAGUGAGAACUCCUGGCAGGCUGGCAAGCGAUGCUUCCAAAAGUGGCGCAACAUGGAGCGCACGUACAAAGACUAUGUGCUGGCGUCCAAGAGGACUGACGCUGGACGCAGGAAACAGCCUGAGUUCUAUGACCAGUUCCAUGCACUCAUGGGCCAGAGGCUGAGCUCCAAGCUGGCUGCUGCUGACACCCCAGCCAGGGUGUUGGCCAAGCUGAAGCCUAAAGCUGUAGCACCAACUCCAAGCCUGCCCCUCUACGCUAUUGUAGUCCCAUCAGGCCAUCCAGUUAACCUCGGUAUACCCUCCACCUGCAGCCCAGAGGCAGAGAUUGGAGUCCAUGCAGGCACCACUGAGCCUGAACCGCUAGCCAGGAAGUCCAGGAGCGAACGGGUCCCACAUCCCAAGAUACUCCAGUCAAAUACAGUGGAGGAGAGGACAGAGAAUCAACUCCAAAAGGGGAGGAGGAGGUCAUGGCUUGGGGAUGACAGAGCUCCUGAGAACGGUGGGUCCCUGCCUGUGUGGUCGGAGCGGAAAAUGAUCAGUCAGGACAUUGAGGCAACGGAGGCUUUAGUAGAGCUGUACAGCUCUCCAGAGAUCCAGGGACUAAUCAGGGAGAACAAGACCCGAACCAAGAGGAUCUUUGAGAUCAUAGCUAGCAGGCUAAAGGAGCAAGGCUUCCCCAUCAGUGAUGUGCCUGAGCAGGCUGGGGAGCGAUGCUUCCAGAAAUGGCGGAACCUAUCGAGGGCAUACAAGGAGUACAUCCUCCACCCAGAGAAGGCUGACAUGGCAAAGCGGAAGCUUCCGGCCUACUUCAACAGGCUCCAGGACCUCAUAGGCCACCGGCUCAGCCUUCAACUAUCUGAAGACUCCCCCGAGCCUGAUGGCAGCAUGGGAGAUGCUGAGGCACAUGCAGGGGUUGAGGACAUAAGCCAGAAUCUGUUACACAUUGUGGAGGUGCCGGCGAGCCCCACUGACAUUGUCAGUCCCCCCUCCACUUCUGCCUCCUUCUCCUCUUCACAUACAGGAAACCCCCUCCAUGUUGGAGCCAGUGGGCGGAAGAGGAGGAUGGCAAACAUAUUGGAUGUCUUUCAAGGUUACAGGGAGGAGGACAAACGAUUGCAAGAGGAGAGGGAAAGGAGGGCAGAGGAGCGCUUUAAUCAGCUGCGAAGCCUUCUGCAGCAACAGCACACAGAGACUAUGGCAGUGAUGAGAGAACUGAUCAAUUCCAUGAAGAUGAAAAAACAAUGAGAUAUACUGUGAAUACAGUUGAAGUCCGAAGUUUACAUACACCUUAGCCAAAUACAUUUAAACUCCGUUUUUCACAAUUCCUGACAUUUAAUCCUAGUAAAAAUUCCCUGGCUUAGGUCAGUUAGGAUUUUAAG